GCGCACUUGGCCGGAGUCUUCAAACAUAAACAACAAGGUAAACCACGUGAGUGAACCUUCUCUUUCACCCACGUGGACUUUAUUAUUAUCUGAAGGCAGCUUCAUGCUCAUGUCCUCUCAAUUGGGUUCGACAAUAUAGCAAUUGUUUGAAGUGCAUUAAUUACUAUGUACCCAAAAUGUGGGAGUAUAAAAGAAGCUUUAACAAUAUUUGAUGAGGCUGAGUAUGAUAUUAUUGUGUCAUGGACGACCAUGAUUAAUGGGCAUGCUGAACAUGGUUAUAGUCAUGAAGCCAUUGAUUUGUUUGAGAAUCUUCCUAGGGUUGGUCUGAAAGUAAACUCUAUGACCUUCAUUGGUGUUCUUACUGCUUGUAGUCAUGCUGGACCGAUUGAUCUUGAUUAUCACUACUUCAAUUUAAUGAGCAAAGAGCACCAAAUAAAUCCUUCAAAGGAACACCAUGGUUAAAUGCACCUUGCAAAUGCCAAGCGAACUAAGGCUGAAGAUGCUGCUGAAGAUGCUGCUGAUGAUGAUACCCCUAAUAUCUCUGGCCAACAAUUUGCAUACUCUCAUGUUUCUCAGCGUUUUGGCCAAUCUCCCCUCCCCACUUUUGAACCAGCUUCUAACUGGGAAAAUGAGAGGUCAAUGAUAUUUGGCUAGAGGACCCCAGUGGCCCCUGUGGUACACCAUGGCAGGUAUAGAAUGUUACUGCUUAAUUACUAAAAUUACUAGUAUUUCCCAACCCACUUUGGGGGUUGUUGGGAUGUAUUUUCAAAAAAUUUGUUGUUAGAAACAAAUAAUAAAAGUGUUUUUUUUUG
Rubroshorea leprosula is the source of this 812-nucleotide messenger RNA. Lineage: Eukaryota; Viridiplantae; Streptophyta; Magnoliopsida; Malvales; Dipterocarpaceae. The record is from the annotation of a GenBank genome assembly.